CAUUAUUUUGUUUUUUUUCGGAUUUCAGUUUUUAUUUUCCAGAAAUCAGUAAAUAGUUAAUACUUCAACAUAGUUGAAUUUCCUUGACUUGCUCUUAAAAUGGCACAAGUUAAUGGUGAACUCUUUACUGCUCGCAUGAGAAAAGCUACUCGGAAAAUACAUUCAGUGAGUGAUGCACUUGUUAAUGCUAAAUUUGCCAUUUCAUUAAGAGAUGAAAAAGUAUGGGGUGGAGGAUUAUUUGUCUUUUAUCACAUUUUCGCCUUCUUGGAGGAUGCUAAGAAGAGAUUGAACAUGGCUGAUUUUGACAAAUUAUUUGUACACAAAAUUUUAUUUAGGAAGCAUGCCUUUGAAGAAGAUUUAGCUCAUUAUCUGGGCAGUGACUGGUGCAGGUUGCCAAAAUCAGCUGCUUUGGAAAAUUAUUUAGAACAUUUGCAAAACUUGGAAAAAGAAAAUCCCCAGUUACUGAUGGCAUAUGUUUAUCAUCUGUAUCUUGGCUUACUAAGUGGUGGCCAGAUAUUAUCUAAAAAGCGGAACAUGUUUGGGGAUAAAAAUGCACCAACAGACACAUACACAGACAAAGUAACCGACUUCACAGGAGUUGAUAUUGCGCAGCUUAAAAAUGAUUUUCGAGCGGCCAUGGACGAGAUUGCAGAUCACAUGACAGAAGAAGAACAACAAGCAUUUAUUGAAGAGAGUAAUCAAGUUUUUCUAAUGAAUAACCUCAUUGUUAAUUCUGUGGGUGGUCAGAAUAAAGUUCUGUAUAGCUUGUUCUAUAAAACUUCAGCUGUUGUGUUGCUUUUGGCUGGUGUUGUUAUGGCGUAUAGAAUGCACAAAUAGUUUUCUAGAUGCAUAAAUGUUGUAGUGGAUUUUAAAGUUGUGUUUGUUUUCAUUGUUGACUUUUUAUGUUGUAUAAUAAUCACUGGUUAUAUAUGGAGAGUGAUUUAUUAAAGUUUUGUAUUACAUAGCUAUAAAUUGAGCAAAUCCAAUAGAUAAUACUCAUUAGUAAACAAUUGUUACAGUUUAAAUUUUAGUUUUAUAGCAUUGAAAUGCUUUAUAAUGUAAAUUUUGCAGUUCUAUAUUUUUUAUUGUCGAUGUAACAUAUAUAUUGAAUUUAAUAAUAAUUUGUUGCUUAGUGUUGAAAGAACAAUGAUCAAUGUCUAUAAUUUUGUUUUAGAGCUUCGGUUUGAAGGAGAUUAUUAAUUUUAUCUAUAGAUAGUACUUGUACUUUAAAAGUGAUAUUUAACGUGUUUAGUCAGCUUCCUAUAAAAUUGUGAUUAUAUAAUUUAAGUGAAAUGAAUGUAGACCAAACAUUUUUAUUUUAUUAAAGACUGAUUCUAUA
Molecule: messenger RNA, 1339 nt
Organism: Zerene cesonia (dogface butterfly)
Lineage: Eukaryota; Metazoa; Arthropoda; Insecta; Lepidoptera; Pieridae
Gene: Ho
Product: heme oxygenase
Exons: 4
Coding region: 100-837 (245 amino acids)
Biological process (GO): heme oxidation
Molecular function (GO): heme oxygenase (decyclizing) activity
Source: RefSeq, a predicted model, not a curated record